UCCCGCGCGCCGUCUGUUUUGAGACGGCGCGUGAAGUCACAGUCACGAGACGGAGUCCUGGCGCUGUGAUUGUUUUGAUCUACUUUGAAAACAAACUGUGACAUGGAGGUCAGCGCUGAGGCCAAGAGGAUCAUGGUGGUAGCUUUGGGGAAGCUGUACAGCUCGCGCACGCAGCGAGGCGGGGUCCGACUCCACCGGAGCCUCCUCCUGACUCUGGUGAUGAAGUCCGCCCGGGACAUUUACCACGCGGCCCAGACGGCGGCUGAGAGUGCGGCGGCUGUUUGUGAACAACAUACGGAGAUGGAGACGUGCGCGGAGCCGAGUGGAGGUCAGGAGCUCCAAAGUCCCAGUUCUGUUGCAGCAGGACGGACUGAGACUUCCCCUCACCUUCUGCCCGGAGACGCUGACUCUCACAGUGGCGCGGACAAGGAGAAUACGUGCCCCUUUGGCCCGGCACAACACACCCGGAAGCGCCGGGGCAAAGCUACAGCCGAACCGGACUUCAUACCCUGUAAAAAGGCUAAACUUGAGUGUGGGAUUUCCCCUCAGCAGCUCCAUGUGAGCUCCGUUUUGGACUAUGUGAAAUGCGGUGAACUGGGAACCCCCAUCCCCCUACAGACGGUCAUCGCGGCGUGUUGAAAAGCCCUUCGUUGGCUUUACGUUUUACACACGUACUGAAAGUGGUCUUGAACUCCUCUCACCGCUUCGAGGUCUGGGUUAGGAUAAAGACCCGGAUGCCCGCCUCGGAAAUCCCACUCAAGACAAGUCUGGGCAUGUUACGAGUCUUGACGGAAGCAGCCGGUCUGUGCCCCUGGCCCAGUCUCAGAGACUUCCAGAUGGAUCAUGGCGGAGCUCCAACAUCCCAACGGGACUGAGCUCUGAGCUGUCUUUGAACUCAUCCGUUCUUCCUCUCAACAAAUCAAAUGAAGUGAUUGUGUUGAUGUCUGCGUGUUGACAUGAAUGUGAUAAAGUGUAAAACAUCUACCUCAGUAUUUAUUAAACUUUUUCUACUUGAAGUUAA
This is a messenger RNA of Nothobranchius furzeri (turquoise killifish), 1021 nucleotides long. It is a transcript of the gene ier2a, whose product is annotated as immediate early response 2a. The record is from RefSeq and is a predicted model, not a curated record. Lineage: Eukaryota; Metazoa; Chordata; Actinopteri; Cyprinodontiformes; Nothobranchiidae.